Molecule: messenger RNA, 1998 nt
Organism: Poecile atricapillus (Black-capped chickadee)
Lineage: Eukaryota; Metazoa; Chordata; Aves; Passeriformes; Paridae
Gene: ARF4
Product: ADP ribosylation factor 4
Exons: 6
Coding region: 260-802 (180 amino acids)
Biological process (GO): intracellular protein transport; vesicle-mediated transport
Cellular component (GO): plasma membrane; cytoplasm
Molecular function (GO): GTPase activity; GTP binding
Source: RefSeq, a predicted model, not a curated record
GUGUGGCGGAGGGCGGUGCCGCGGCCGGGGGAUGUGGCGAGCGUGACGUGAUCGUGUCCGCGUUGGAACCGGGGCGGCCGCGGCGAGCGUGACGUGGCAGAGACCGAGCGAGGUCCCCGGUCACAGAGCACCCGCCGCCGCCGCCGGGCUCCCCUCACGCGCGGAGGGAUCCGUGCGCGCACACCGGCCGGGCCGCGCUCCCUCCCGCCCUCCUUCCCUCAGUGCUCCCCCGCCGCCGCCCAGCGUCGCCGGAGCCGCCAUGGGCCUCACCAUCUCCUCGCUCUUCUCGCGCCUCUUCGGCAAGAAGCAGAUGCGCAUCCUUAUGGUUGGUUUGGAUGCUGCUGGUAAGACAACCAUUCUUUAUAAACUGAAACUAGGAGAAAUUGUCACCACAAUUCCCACUAUUGGUUUUAAUGUGGAGACGGUAGAAUAUAAAAACAUUUGUUUCACAGUUUGGGAUGUUGGUGGUCAAGAUAAAAUUAGACCUCUUUGGAGGCAUUAUUUCCAAAACACACAGGGCCUCAUUUUUGUGGUAGACAGCAAUGACAGAGAGAGAAUCCAGGAAGCAGCAGAAGAGCUGCAGAAAAUGCUUCAGGAGGAUGAGCUGCGAGAUGCAGUGCUGCUUCUGUUCGCAAACAAACAGGAUCUGCCAAAUGCCAUGGCAAUCAGUGAAAUGACAGAUAAACUAGGCCUUCAGUCUCUGCGUAACAGAACUUGGUAUGUCCAGGCUACCUGUGCUACACAAGGAACUGGUCUGUAUGAGGGACUUGACUGGCUGUCAAAUGAACUCUCAAAACGCUAAUUCCAACUGGAUGACUCUUUCACCAGGGACAUGUUUGAUAUAAGUGGUCUAGGCUUGUUACAACAAAAUUAGUUUGCAUCUUGGUUAUUACAAUAUCUGGAACUGAUAUUUCGGCAGGAUAUUACAGCGUUUCAACUUGUUUCGUUGCCAAUUAUUGUUUACCGAGCUACAUGUUGCAAAGGUAGCAAUAUGCUUGGGUAAAAAAAAUCUCCUUAACUUGGAAAAAGUGUAUCUUCUGAUUUUAUUCCCCUUGUUAGCCUAAAUGCCUGAAUAUAGUUAUUGUGACAUGUUUAAGAUCUGUUUUGAAUACUCUUUGAGCCCCAAUAAAUUAAUGUUUUAAUUUUUUUUUCUCCCUUCUACUCUUAGUUUACUGAUGCCCUGUUUCAUUCCUCAGACAGUCUGCUGAUUUAAAAAUGUAGCAUUCCGUAUGUAUUUAUUUCUCUCCCUUGCCAAAAAGAUUUCCUAAUACUGCUUGUUCCAAGCCAAGGAAAUGCUCUAAAACACUAUACAAAUCUACUGCACUGAGGAACAUUUUAUUAAUCCUUGGGUUCUGUCAGCCCAACUUGCCUUUGUGUGAAUUGGAUUUGAUGGGUAGAAUAGUUCUGUGCUGGUUGCGAAGAGCUCAUGUUGAGGUUGUUUUUAAUAUUCAGCAGAUUGUCUUCCUUUAUAUUGUAUCUUUUUUUUAUGUUGCAUGUUGCUUUUUGGUAUCAGCCUGACUAUUUUUGCCCAGUGUAUAAUAAUUCUGCUGAAGUUUUACUGUUUGUUGGUGAACAUAUCUUCAUAAGGAAAUUUUGGAAAAUUCAUCAAACUCAAUGGAUUAGUUUCUUCAUAACCCACUUGGAAUUAUUCCUAAUAAAAUUAUAAAAUGUAUAGUUCUGUGUAUGCUCUUCUUGAUUCCUGAAAUAGUUGAAUGUAAAUUAUCACUUAUUCUUUCUCCGUAUACUGAGCUUUCCUGCAGCUUGAAUAUGAACACCAGUCUCAGAUUUUCACUUGCUUGGAGCUGUGUAGAGUGAGACAUGGAAGGGAGGCAACCAAGUUGUAUACAGUGCAGUAGAGUAGCUGUCAUCGGGGCUUACAUAAUUCUGUAAUGUCUUUUGAAGUUGUAAAUCUAAAAUUCCUUUCAAGAUGUCCAGAUCUGAAAAUACUAACAAUUUAAAAAAAUUGUAAUAAAACAAAUUUGAACUGCCUGAAAAGCA